UAUUUGGGAGAAACCAUGGGAAGAAGGGAAUCAUCAAAUUCAUCAAACAUAAUGUUUUCUGUGUUGUUCUUUCUAUUUAUUGGUGUACAACAAGCUGCAUGUUCUUCUUCAUGUGGAAACAUCAAAGAUAUACGAUCCCCCUUCCGGUUAAAGGCCAAUCCAUCGGACUUCGGUGAUUCGGUAUUCGAUCUUAGUUGCGAGAGCAACAAAACCAUCCUACAAUACGGUUCUGGAAAAUACUAUGUGAACAACAUUUCUUAUGAUGAUCAGCUAAUUAAUGUUGUUGAUGUUCACUUAGCCAAUCCAAGCUGUGGCGCCCUUCCCUCUCAACCUCUUUCAAUCUCAAAAACUGGUGGCGUUAAUGUCAACAGAACAGGAAUUCAAUUCAUAUUAAGACCUGAUGACUGGACAAGUAGGGGACACAUUAAGCACUACGGAGAAGCCCAGUUUUUGAAUUGCUCUUGGAAUUUCGGUCAUCCCUCGUACAUAAAAGUUCCUUGUUUGAGUGGAAACCAGUUUCAUGUUUAUGUCUUCUUUAAUGAUAGCUUAGAAACAACCAAUCGUCACAAUUCAUGCUCCAUCAUUUCAAGUAUUCCUAUACGUCUUCCUCUUCAGACAAAUCCUGGCUAUGAAACCAUCCAGAAAUUUCUUCAGUUAGGGUUUGAUCUUCUGUGGGUAGAAUCGAAUUGUUUUCCACAGAAUGAAAUAUUCUACCAAUUUGAGUUUAUCGGAUCUGUAGUUGAACUCUAUUGCUCUAAAAAGAGUUUUGCUGCCUAUCUGUCAUUUUUACUGGCUUUAUUGCUUCAACCCUUACUCGCAGUAUUUAACUUACCUGGCAUUGUUGUUGGUCCUGAUUCGGUUAUUAUGUGGGUCUAUAGAGAAAUUGAUGCACUCUUUGGAAGCUUUCUGUUGGGUUCUCUUAUCGUCAGAUUAAUCCUUGCUCCGGCGGUUUUACUUGUGUAUAUUUUCAUCAAGUAUAAGAAAACACGGAAAACGGUGGAUACCGUAGAAAAAUUUCUUCACAAUCAACAAUCCUGGAUGCCUAAAAGGCAUUCCUAUUGUGAGAUAAUUGCAAUGACAAACGGUUUCAGCUAUGAAUUAGGCCAAGGUGGUUUCGGAUCGGUUUACAGGGGGCAGCUUCAUAAUGGUUGUUUCAUUGCUGUUAAGGUGUUAAAGAAUUCCAAAUUUAGUGCAGAAGAAUUCAUCAAUGAAGUCUCCACAAUCGGUAGAAUUCACCAUGUCAAUAUUGUGCAAUUAUUGGGAUUUUGUUCAGAAGGACCAAAUCGUGCUCUUGUGUACGAGUAUAUGCCUAAUGGAUCUCUUGAUAAGCACAUUUUCUCAAAGGGAGGUAAAGGAAAGUCAUUUACUUGGAAGAAACUCCAUGAAAUAGCUAUAGGAACAGCUCGAGGGAUUGAAUAUCUACAUGGAGGAUGUGAUGUUUGUAUUCUUCAUUUCGAUAUUAAGCCUCAUAAUAUCUUGCUUGACCACAAUUUCAUUCCAAAAGUUUCUGAUUUUGGCCUUGCAAAAUUUCAUCCAAAGGAAAAUGAUUUUGUGUCCAUUAGCGUUACAAGAGGAACAAUAGGAUAUAUAGCUCCUGAGUUAAUUUCAAGAAAUUUUGGGGUUAUUUCUUGUAAGUCAGAUGUUUAUAGUUUUGGAAUGUUAUUGUUAGAAUUGGUUGGAGGGAGAAGGAAUUCUUUUUCAAUGGAAACUCGUUCAAGCAAAGCGUACUUCCCAUCUUGGGUAUAUGACCAACUACAAAAGGGAGGAGAUUUAGAGCUCCAAGAUGUGGCUGAAAAUGAAACUGGGAUUGCAAGAAAAUUGUGCAUAAUUGGGUUGUGGUGCAUACAAGUGAAUGCAGCAAGUCGUCCAGCAAUUACUAAAGUAAGAGAAAUGUUAGAUGGAAGCAUUGAGGAUUUACAGAUGCCUCCUAAACCUUUCUUUUCUUCUUCUCAACAUGGCUCUGUGAAGGAUGAGAUUUUAAUUGAAUUAGAUUCAACAAGUUCAUCAGAGCUAUUGCUGUUAGAAUCAAUGGAGGGAAGCUUGUAUAUUGAUGGCAAUGUUUAGUUUAAUUUCCAAAUUGAAAGUGUAAAUUUGAAAUAAAAAUGCAAUCACUAGUGGUUUUUAUAUUAAUGUAUUCAAUAUUUGAAAAAUGGCUUUUAUGGUGUAAGUAAAAUAUCAAUAAAAUCCUUGAUGUCGUCAUUCUUA
Messenger RNA from Mangifera indica (mango), 2205 nucleotides. Its product is annotated as LEAF RUST 10 DISEASE-RESISTANCE LOCUS RECEPTOR-LIKE PROTEIN KINASE-like 2.1. Gene Ontology annotation, biological process: protein phosphorylation. The coding region runs from base 16 to 2064 and encodes 682 amino acids. The transcript has 4 exons. The record is from RefSeq and is a predicted model, not a curated record. Gene Ontology annotation, molecular function: ATP binding; polysaccharide binding; protein kinase activity. NCBI's taxonomy places the organism in Eukaryota, Viridiplantae, Streptophyta, Magnoliopsida, Sapindales, Anacardiaceae.